This is a messenger RNA of Maniola jurtina (meadow brown), 1388 nucleotides long. RefSeq lists its product as uncharacterized. The transcript has 5 exons. Bases 139 to 987 code for a protein of 282 amino acids. The record is from RefSeq and is a predicted model, not a curated record. NCBI's taxonomy places the organism in Eukaryota, Metazoa, Arthropoda, Insecta, Lepidoptera, Nymphalidae.
UUUAGCACUUCAAUGUCUGGAUCAAAAAUAAUAGUAAAAAAAUCCAACCAAAAUAAUCAAAAUUCCAGUUUUUAUAUGGGUUUUAUCAUAAAAUGAGCUAGCUUAAACGUUUUACUCUACCGAUAACCCAUAGCCGCAAUGAAUUGCCUCCAAAAUCUAAGGAAUGGUAUUUUAGUAUCAAGAAGAUCCAUUCAAUCUCAUAUCGAUUCACAAGCUAAACGUUUCCGCAGGAAACAAACACCGUGUGAUGUUUGUUACCAACCACCAGACAACAAACCGUGCUUCAACAUAAACGAGGUGAGCAUCGAGCAUGGUUACCAGUGCCACGCGAAGCUGAUCCGCUCCUUCCUCUUCACUCACUACUGGCCGCGGGAGCCCAGCGUGGUGGGGCUCUGGAUGUGCCUCAACAGCCCCUACCUGGAGACUCUUACUGACAAGUAUUCCAAUACAGGUGAUAGACUCCUAGCCUUUGAGUUCAUCCAGCGCACGAAAGAGAAGAAGUUAGUUGGAGUCUGUGUGGCCAACAAGACGUUCCCAUGGAUGGUGGACGAGUACCAGGACUGGGCGCAUUACACCAUAUGCAAUGCCGAGCGAAACCGCAUGUAUUUCAUGGCGCAUUGCUUGCAGAGUCCCAACCUGUUUCAGAAGUAUAACGUGAACUAUCUAUAUGAUAUUGAGGUUCUGGGAACAUCUUCGGAGGUGAUGGGGCAGGGUGUUGGUGCACUGUUGCUGCGCACCGCACUGGAGCAUGCUGAGGAAUUGAGACAUCCACUCGCGCAUGUCAUCUCUGUUAACCAUUACGCCUCUAAAAUUUGCGAGAAGUGUGGCAUGAAACGCGAAUGGUCGAUGGACUACUCGGACUUCGUAGAUGACUCUGGGCAACGGGUUUUCUUCCCACGUCGGCCGCACCUCACCGUUGACGUCUACACCAAGCACUUCGACCCCGCACGCGGCGGCCGCGAGCCUUGCAGACCCCUGCCUGUAUGAUAUACUCCAUCAUCAACAUUAUCAACCGAUAGACGUCCAGCGCUGGACAUGGCUCUCUUGUAGGGACUUCCAUACGUCACGUUCUUGCGUUGCCUGAAUCCAGUGACUCCCUGUGACUAACUUGAUGUCUACUGUUCACCUAGUGGGGGGUAGGUAUUCCAACACUGCGAGAUCGCCAUUCCAGAGCCUUGAGACUCUAACUUCUGUCAGUUUUUCGAACUGUGUGCCCUGCCCAUUGACACUUCAGCUUCGCAACCUGUUGAGCUAUGACGGCUACUCUGGUUCUCAUACAGAUCUCCUCAUUUCUAAUUGAUCACAUAGAAAUUAUAGAAAUUAAUUAGAAAUAAACGAGAAUGUACAAAAUAAGAGAAAUUAUGUUGAAUAUGAAAUAAAUGUUUUUG